AUGUCUUUCAACGUUAACGGCAACAUCAGUGUCGCUUCAUACAAGUUUAAGUGGGUCAUCAAUGACUUCAGUACAAGCUGCAGGCACGUCGGAGAAGCCCUGUAUUCACCACCAUUUUUCGGAAUGAAGGACAUCCAAUGUACGCUGAAACUUUAUCCAAAAGGUGAAAACGAAGAGUCCAGAGAUAUCUUUUCGCUUGUGCUACCCGUUCACGGGAAGAUCGAGGGCACGGUUACUCUUCAAAUCCUCAACAACAAGGGUGAAGCGGUGGUGAGUCACACAGCUGAAGGGAGACCCUUCAUCAAAGGCUGUUACUUGCACGAAUAUAAAAAAUAUGGACUGCUAGAUUUCAUCAUAGACCCAGCUAACGGUAUUCUCGAUGACGACAAGAUGAUCAUCAUGUGCAAAAUAACUCAGCUCACGCCUGAAGAGAUGAAGAAACGUUCGGACAAGCACAAGAAUCGUGAGGAAAUGUGGCAAGGCGUCGUCGGUCGACUGGAAGAGAUCGACAAGUACGAGUGUCUCAUCAACGAGAAUAAAUUCAGCGACGUAACCCUCAUUACUGAAGGUAGAGUCUUGAAGGUCCACAAGUGCAUACUCGCCAAGAGCAGUUUGGUUUUCGCUGCAAUGUUCGAAGCCGAGAUGCUGGAGAAGCAAGACAGCAGCGUAGAAAUCGAAGACAUCAGGUACGACGUGCUGCUGGAGAUGAUACGUUUCAUCUACGUAGGAAAGGUGAAAAAUAUGGAUGAUCUCGCUGGUGAACUUUUGGCCGCAGCUGACAAGUACGCACUGGAGAAACUGAUGGUCAUGUGCGAGGAUACGAUGUGCAAGAAUUUGAACGUCGACAAUGUCAUCGAGUACGUCGUACUUGCCGACGUUCAUCGGAUGUAUGUGCUGAAGAAGAAAUCAAUCGAGUUUAUAUUAGCGUAUGCGAACGACGUUGCUAACGGACGGAACUUCAAGUCGCUGCCUUACGAUCUCUUGUGUGAAGUGUGCUGCGCCAUGUCCAAAAAGAUCAAACUAUGA
This is a messenger RNA of Nasonia vitripennis (jewel wasp), 1026 nucleotides long. Its product is annotated as speckle-type POZ protein-like. NCBI's taxonomy places the organism in Eukaryota, Metazoa, Arthropoda, Insecta, Hymenoptera, Pteromalidae. The record is from RefSeq and is a predicted model, not a curated record. Gene Ontology annotation, molecular function: ubiquitin protein ligase binding. The transcript has a single exon. Gene Ontology annotation, biological process: regulation of proteolysis; proteasome-mediated ubiquitin-dependent protein catabolic process. Gene Ontology annotation, cellular component: cytoplasm. Bases 1 to 1026 code for a protein of 341 amino acids.